UGUGUUUUGAAAUAUUUUGUGUGAAUGCAUCGAGAGUGAACCAUAGGUUCCAGGAUGGGACUCACGAGAUAUUUGCGGAAUAUCUGCGACAAUCCAGGUUGUAUAACGGGGUUUUAUAUCGCUGUUGAUUUCAGUUGGAUGGCCAGAGCAAGGUGCAUUUUGACCGGAAAAUUUUCCAAUCGACAUCUUGUAAACCACUUCUAGCGCACGUGUUUAGUAACAGCAUCGUUUCCGAACACAACGCAUGUCUUCCUGCAGGUUUCCGCCGCUGUUUUGCCAUUUUAAAUUAUAAAGCAUGAGGUGUCGACUGUGUUCGUUUUGAAUCUGCAUUUUCAGGUUGAUCUGAAGCUAAUUAACAACAUCGCUACUGACUGCAGAAAAAUAUAAAAAGCAGCAAAGAAUUUAUGGUAGAUUUUCGAUUUUUUUUUUAGCUUCUUUAAUUUUAUAAAACUAAGAAUUACACACAAAAAAAAAAAAUUGGACGAACCCAUAACCUAAUUCGAUGACGUAAUGUCUGUAUGCUCUUCUUUCCGUUUUUCUAACGUAUAACCACUACCGCAGUGUUUACAAACACAUAUUAGCUACAUUUCAACGAAUAAACGACGCGAACGGCCUUCACUGCAGACAGAAUCUCUAAGGAAGUUGUCCCACACCCAUUUGGUGUGUACCCAGCGAUAAACCCCACCCUUUAACGGCCUUCGCUGCUGUCUGUAUCUCCAAGGAAGUCCACCCUGUAAAGUCAUGCUAACGCAGCUAUCCUGUUCGGCCCGGAACUGAUCCAUAUUUUUAUAAGUACACUAUCGGAAACAUUUCAAGUGAAUGGUAUGUUAACUCAAGUUGUACUGACAUCAUCUCUGUGGACAAGUCUCUAUUGUUUCGUGUGUUACUUUUGGAGAAGCAAGUCAUAUGAAUGGUCAUGUCGUUCUGUAAGUCUGCUACACGCACUGCUGAUAACCUCUCUCUCAUACUACUGCACUUUUAUUCAAGGUCCAUGGCCUUUUACAGAUGCAGGUGGACCCAACACAUCUUUUCAAGAGUCCAUUGCAAUUAUUUCAGUUGGAUAUUUCAUCUUUGACUUUUUCUGGUGUUUAUAUUUUCAAACAGAUGGUCAAACGAUGCUGUGUCACCACUUUGUAUCAAUUAUUGCUCUGGCCAUCUGCUUGAUUACAGGUUCAUAUGGCACAGAAAUUGUAGCUACCAUCUUCGGAUCUGAAAUCAGCAAUCCCUUCUUGCAGUGUCGAUGGUUUCUCAAAUAUUCUGGUAACCGUGACACAGCUAUUGCGGAUUUGGUUGAUGCUGCUUUUAUUUUCACCUUCACUUAUGUACGUAUUGUAGUCGGCAGCAACCUACUCUACUGUUACCUGUCGAUGCCACACAUACCAAUAUUCAUGCGUGUCGCUAGUGUCACAUUCUAUUUGAUCUCUUGGGCAUUCUGGAUAACAAUAUUAAAAUUUGGCUAUCGGAAAUGUCUACGAAAAUAUCAAAAUUUCAAAAAUAUUACAAAAAUAGACCAAGUAAAUAGUGGAAUUUCAUAUCCAAAAGAUCAUUCAUUGUUAUGCUCUAAAUCACAUCAAAAUUAAAUAUCUUUUUUUAUUUUGAUUGGCAGAAUUUACUAAAUGAUUCAAGAACCAAGAGUUUCGUAUUUUGCACAAAAUUCUCAGCUUUUGAGUCAGUUUGUAACUUCUGCUGAUUUAAAUAAAAAGCAUAAACUCCUGUCUUGACUUCUAAUUUCCUGUUUGUAUUACCAGACCUGAUCAAAAUUAUAUAUUAGCGACAGAGGCAAUAUUAAUACUGAGUGGUAAUAUUUAUCCCCACUUAAAAGUGGAUGUUCUGUAGAACAAACUUUACUGCAGUAAAUACCAUGAGAGAAACUCUCAUAUUGGCAUUUUGUUGCAAAAUGCACCAUUGUUUAUCUCUCCACUAAUGAUAUUAGCAAGAGUGAGUGCAUUUUGCAACAAAAGCCAAUAUGGGAGAUUUUCUCAUGCUAACUACUGCAGUAUAGAUUGUUCUAACAGAACAUCCAUGUUUAAGUGGGGGUAAGUGUUGCCUCCUGAUCAAAAUUAUGUAGGUAUUUUAAGAGGUUAUAAUACAUAUAUUUUCAAGUGCCUACUUUUUGUUUUCCAUUCAUUAGCCUCUGUGAGCUCUUUGUAUCAAAGAAUGUUAGGUUUUGUUUUUUUUUUAAGUGACCACUUGAUCAAGAUGUUGGCCAUAUAUUCAUUCAUUGUCUUCAGUGGAAACUCUUUGUUAUAUUCAUUUUAUCUUUUAUAGCUUGAUAGCAGCAUUUAAUGAUAGGGCUACCACAGUAUAGUCGUGCACUUGAGCACUGUGUACAAUAACCUCGUUAAAUGAUCAGAAGUGAUUUAGAAAUCACUUCUCAUCAUUUAUUGCUUGUGCCUUGUCUCUGCAUUCUAUUUAUUUUUGACAUUUAAUCUAAUUAAAAUAUGUUGCCUAGUGGAUGUAGCAGCCAAUCUAGUUUUGUUUUUAUUACUAAGUUAAAUUACGAUACAGAAUUUCUGAAAGUAUUUCAAGAGAACAAAAAUGGGUUUGAUUAAUUAUCAAAUUAUAGAUAAAUAACUAACUGAUAAGUAUUAAAUGAGAAAAAGUUAAUAUAUAUAUACAUUAAAAAUAAUAAUUAAGAUUUAUUGUUGUUUUAGUAACAUGUAGUGACUGGCAUGUACUUAAAAGAUUUAACUUUCAAGGGUUUUGCUCUCUUAGUAGAGGAGACGAAUAACCCUGUAUUUGUAGACCUUCACUCCUUAAGUAACAGCAAGUUAUCAUAUUAGUUAUAAAAGCACAGAUGCUAAGCCAUUUCUGGAAAUAUAACUAAGGAGUUAAAGGGGCUGCUUUGGCUCCAGUAAUUCCAAAGAGAAGUCGCAUUCCAAACCAUCACAUUCAUGCUUUUGUUUCAUUUGUUUUUUUGAAAUGAUGUACUCUUCAGUUCUUUAUGGAUAUCUCCCAGUGUAUAUCAAACACUUGUGCAACCUAAGCUUCAUAACAUAUACAUCUUUUAUACAUAUUUUCAAUGAUUGCUAUUUUGUUUCCGCUUUUCUAAUUCUUCUGAUCUUCCAACUUCAUCAUUCAUUUAUAUACUAUAACUUUAGCAAAUAUUUAUUUUGUGAUUAGCAUUUGACAAGCCACACUCAGAUCAAAACCUAUGGUACUCUUGUUGCCGAUCAAGAGUCUGAUUUCUAGCUAUUGUUAUCUCCUCUGUUUUUACUGUGGAGUUUAUUGUCCAGAGAUUUUUUCACCAGGAAACAUAGUUGUCAUCAGUUUACUGAAAGAAAUUUGGUUGAGAGAUUAUGUACAGCAACUAUAUGGGAGCUUUCAUUAUAACUGAUGUGAUCCCUUUUAAAAGAGAAUGGGAAGGCAGCUUAGUGUGGGAAAUUUGACUGCUGUCACAUUGUGCUGGCCAAAUUUAGAUAACAGCUGUUGGCUAUCAUCAUAGUAGCAUCUUAACUUCAUCAACAACUUCAACAUCAGAAAGAUGCGACUAUGAUUUCAAACAAAUCACAGUUAGUGAAAUUAAGAAAAUCUUCUGGUUACUAACAUCUGCUAAUCCAGACACAUUUCUACCUUAAACAUUCGUUAUUUAUUGAUACACCAUAAAAAGGAAACAAAUUAACAUUAAAAGAAUAUAUAAUUUUUGUCAUGUCUCCACAAGUCUACCCUGUUAUCAUAAUCUCACAAACCCUUAUUAGUUAUAAUCAUAGUGCCAAGCUUUGCUCCCUAAAACUUACACUGAGUAUAUUAGAUAAAGUUCAAUAAGAAGGGUUCCUCUAUAAUCCCCAGCCAAUUGUCCUAAUUUCAUUGAGCUGGGGACUUAAUAACAUUCCAAAUAUGCUAUACACAUUUUUCAUGCAAAGACUUAUCAAAUAACAACUCCUUGUUGAUAUUGAACUUGUUACUUAAUCUACUAAAUAAUGUUAUUAAAAUCUGCUGUACCAUACUGACAACACAUUUAUUUAAUAUCCUGUUAAUUCUUUUAUAUCUCUUACUCUUUUCCUUUUUUUUGUUUUUGUUUUUUUUUUUGUUUUCAUUUCUGUGAGCUGGGAAUAUUUCAGGUAUCACUUGGAUGGAAAAAUACUGUGAAGCUAUAGAGUUUGCUGUGAUUUUAUUAAAUAACUGCUUUGGACUGUUUCUGAUUGUAUUUAAUGUACAUUAAAUACAAUAUGAAAAAUAUAUUUAAAAAAAAAUAUUUCUAUGUUGGUACUUUUUAUUCUUUUUGAGACUAAGUCAUAUUAAUAGGAUCACUUGAUGAGGACUAUUGAAAGUUAAAUAACUGAAGAUACAAUGCUGUGCUGGUGGUGAUGGUAUACAAAAUGUUCACUCUUCAGUUGAUGUAACUGGCAACAGUGAUAGAUCUGGAGAUGAUUUUAAUCAAAACAUUAUAGAAGCUUAAGUUGCUAACCGUUUGUAAGUAUAUAAUGUUCUGUGUAUCAAUGAAACAGAAUCAGCCCAGAGUUUAAAAAUACUGACGAUUCUAUUGUAUACCCACAUAUAUCAUCAUCAUCAUCAUCAUCAUCAUCAUCAUCGUUUAACGUCCGCUUUCCAUGCUAGCAUGGGUUGGACGAUUUGACUGAGGACU
Messenger RNA from Octopus bimaculoides (California two-spot octopus), 4585 nucleotides. RefSeq names its product TLC domain-containing protein 5. The record is from RefSeq and is a predicted model, not a curated record. Gene Ontology annotation, cellular component: membrane. Lineage: Eukaryota; Metazoa; Mollusca; Cephalopoda; Octopoda; Octopodidae.